Molecule: messenger RNA, 1333 nt
Organism: Sinocyclocheilus grahami
Lineage: Eukaryota; Metazoa; Chordata; Actinopteri; Cypriniformes; Cyprinidae
Exons: 5
Coding region: 1-777 (258 amino acids)
Biological process (GO): regulation of transcription by RNA polymerase II; cellular response to lipopolysaccharide
Source: RefSeq, a predicted model, not a curated record
AUGGUUAAGUCAAUCACCUCCUCUGAUGAGGAAAAGCUUCAGCUCCUCAACAAAAACACUGAACUCCGGAGACUCAACAAAGAGAACAAGAGGGAAUAUUAUGAACAAACACUGAUGCAGGAACUGAAGAAAAACCAGCAUCUGCAGGAGUAUAUCAGACUGCUGGAGAGCCGACUGCACCAAACAGAUCUUCAGCAGUGGACUAGAGGAACUCAGACCCCAGAUAUCAGUGGCUCCUCAGACUCUCAGCUGGUUCAGGGCCCUUCUAAGCCGUCCCUGGAUGUGCGGUUGACUCCAGGGCUUCCUGCGUCUCUGGGCACAAAGUCCAGUCUCAGACUGGCUGGCAUGGGAACAGAAACACAAUCUGACCCUAUAAGAGAAGUUCAGGAUCUUAAAGAACAGCUGGAGGCGCUGCGGUGUCAGACUCAAAUCUACGAGGCUGAUUAUAAAACCGAGCAGAAGGACCAUGAGCGCAUGCUGCAAGAGAAUAAGCGUCUGCGGCGCAGAGAGGCAGACAUGCGUCAACAGAUAGCACUGCUGCAGGAGCAGCUGAAGGUGUACGAGGAUGAUUUCCGGAAGGAGCGCUCAGACAAACGCAUUCUCCAGAGACUGCUGAUGAAAAAAUCUCCAGCCGAGAAAGAGCCGGUUCUGGUGCAUCGCUGCAACAACGAGCAGGACCGGCCCAGGUCAGACAGGAGAAAGCCCAGAGAAGAGCAGCGCGGCGGAUACGUCUGUCCCAAACACUGUGAGCACCACGGCCAGCUGGACUUCCCCUGAACGCCCACAGAUUCAUUCAUCACAUUAAACAAAUGCACACAAGCUACUUCGUAUCUUUAAAACUUCAAAAGUUCCUUUUUAACUGCUUUAUUUAUAUGAGGUUCUUAUUUUUUUAUUGUAUCAUUCUUUCAUAUUGUUUGUCACUGUGUUUGUACAAUGACUGUGUGGAAACUGUGCACUUUUGUAUCGUCUCAGUGUAAAUAAAUCUGAACCACUUUACUGACUGAAAGCAUGAAACUCAAACAAUCCUGUAUGCUGUCAUCUUUAUAAGCAAAUUAAUUUUUUUAUGGCAAUAUAUUAAACUGACUUAUUGCAGGAAAAACAAUACACUUUAAGAAGGAAACGAUUAAAGAAGUUUCUGAAGCUUUAACAAUAAGGAAGCCCGUGGCCAUUGGAAUUCCCUAUAUUGAGCUCAUUUCUUAUGAAUUACUGUUUGUUUUUUCCAGGAUGUUUGCUCAGUUGUAAUCUCAUUCAGGAAAGUUCAUCUCUGAUUUUGUGUUUUCACUGUACAUAGCCCAUGUUAAAUAGGUCAGGUUUUAAUGUAUUAUUAUAAUAC